GCGCGCUGAAUUCGACUCACUGUCGGCUUGUUGUCAACACUGCGGACCGACGGCAACCAGAACUUUGAUUGAUGCAACUGACUAGUCUGACAACGUAAAUGUUCUAAGGAUUGCUGCAGUGGAGGGUGACAGAAUGGAGAUGGGAAACCAGAAACAAAACAUCAACGUGGAGGUCCAUGUUAAAUCUCACAGCACAGCUAAGCUGUCUGAGGUGAGGAUGCAUGUUCAGGCUCUACUGAAUCGCCACAGUGUGGUGUUUGGAAACUACAGAUGGACAGAGUUUGAUGAAGAUUUCCUGCAGACACAUGUGGAAUCUGUGGCUAUACUUGACCUUGAGGAAAUAGUAACACAGCCUCUAGAUUUGAAGAGCUGCUCUGUCUCCGUUCACAUCUUCACUCUGAAUGAGGAUGGACCCAGCAUGCUCAGUUUGGAGGAGGAUGAAGAGCUUUCAGCAGCCAAUCACUGGUUGCUGCCAGCAGCUGAAUUUCAUGGGAUUUGGGAGAGUCUGGUAUACGAGACUGGAGUCAAAAUGCAGCUCCUGGAUUAUGUCACAACAACAAUUUACUUCUCAGAUAAAAACGUUGACAGCAACCUGAUUUCCUGGAACCGCGUUGUCCUGCUUCAUGGCCCCCCAGGCACCGGGAAAACAUCGCUGUGCAAAGCUCUUGCCCAGAAACUGUCAAUCCGACUGUCAAAUCGGUAUUCGUAUGGCCAAUUUGUCGAGAUAAACAGCCACAGUUUGUUUUCAAAGUGGUUCUCAGAGAGCGGUAAGCUGGUCACCAAGAUGUUCCAAAAGAUUCAACAACUGAUUGACGACAAAGACGCUCUCGUGUUUGUUCUAAUUGACGAGGUGGAGAGUUUAACAGCAGCGAGAAAUGCCUCGCAGGCAGGAACAGAACCUUCUGAUGCCAUUCGAGUGGUCAACUCUGUCCUCACUCAGCUGGACCAGAUCAAACGACAUUCCAACGUCGUGAUCCUGACGACCUCCAAUGUGACGGAAAAGAUCGACUUGGCGUUUGUGGACAGAGCCGACAUCAAGCAGUACAUCGGGCCUCCAUCUGAGAAAGGCAUCUAUAACAUCUACCUCUCCUGCCUUGAAGAGCUCAUGAAGUGCCAGGUGAUCUACCCCCGGCAGCAGCUCUUCACCAUGUUUGAGCUCGAGACGAUGGGCUUUGCAAAGAGCGAGGUGUCCGAACUCAGUCUGACCCUGAGGAACAUCGCUCUAAAAAGCAAAGGUUUGAGUGGAAGAGCUCUCAGGAAGCUGCCAUUUUUGGCCCAUGCACUGUUUGUAAAGUUUGCUUCCUUGCAGACACCGACAGUAAGUCUUGAGCGUUUUCUGGACGCGAUGAGCCGAGCGGUGGAUAAACAGAAGGAGGAAAAAGCCAAUCUGAUCAACGGUGUCUGAACUUACUACAGUCGCCAAAGGCUGACAUAUGAUUGCUAGUGGUCUGUCCGUUUGUAGUUCGAAAAAGCUACAACUCUUACAUCUUUUUAUGAGGCUUGAUCGGUUCAUUUGGCAGCACUACAUGAAAUAUACUGUCAAAAACAUAGUUUUAACAAAUGCUAUUAACAGGAACUUCUAUAUUCAGGUAAUUCUGUUGGUGCUACGAUCUUAAAAGACCAAAGACCAUGUGUGUGAGGAAGUAGAGGAAUUUUGGUUUAAGAGGCAGUACCAAGCGCUUGAAUUUUCUAUUUGGUAUUAACUAAAUGUUUACUCUGUUCUUACAUUUGGAAGUGUUUGAUAUUUUUAUAUAACAUGCAGCUUUAACCUUAACAGUGCCACCUUUUUUUGUGUUGUUUUUAUGUUAAGGGUUGGUUGUGAAUUUUAUUUUUGGCAUUCAUUAUUAUUAGUUCUUAUAGUGACAUCGGUGCGUAAACACUUUCUCAAUCAGUGUGUAGUUUUCUUGUUGUUAUCCUGUGUUCUGAUACUCAUUUCUACCUGAGCAUCUGUGAUCACGCUGAGCUGAGCUUAUGUUUAUGUCUGAUGUCACUUCAUGUAAAAAAAAAUUAACACCCUUAACAUGCAGUUCAUUUACACACUGCUCAUUUAUUAUGUUUUUUUAAAAAGGGAUGGAAUUUUUUUUGAUCAGUUCUGUAUUUAUGCUAACAAAUUUCCUUUAAACUCCCUGUUCAUUACAUCUUUAUUUUGUAAAUAACAGUGUAAUAAACAGUAUUGUGUAUGA
Messenger RNA from Acanthochromis polyacanthus (spiny chromis), 2183 nucleotides. It is a transcript of the gene trip13, whose product is annotated as thyroid hormone receptor interactor 13. The coding region runs from base 134 to 1405 and encodes 423 amino acids. Lineage: Eukaryota; Metazoa; Chordata; Actinopteri; Pomacentridae. Gene Ontology annotation, cellular component: chromosome; nucleus. Gene Ontology annotation, biological process: reciprocal meiotic recombination; meiotic recombination checkpoint signaling. The transcript has 14 exons. Gene Ontology annotation, molecular function: ATP hydrolysis activity; ATP binding. The record is from RefSeq and is a predicted model, not a curated record.